Messenger RNA from Amoebophrya sp. A120, 1267 nucleotides. NCBI's taxonomy places the organism in Eukaryota, Dinophyceae, Syndiniales, Amoebophryaceae. The record is from the annotation of a GenBank genome assembly.
GUAAGGUCCAUCAAGAUUUACACAUACUAUUUGCGAGCUCCUCCUGCUCAGGAUCGGAAAUGUUCCCCAUGUAUCCCCUUUUUGGGCUUUGUGGCGAUCUAGGGAUGGCUCCAACUUGUUCUGGAAAAAUAAAUGGGGUCUCUAUUGUUCUCGCUGUUUAGCACACUGCCUCACUGCGCGGCUGGUCUACCUCUCUUACUAGGUCGAAGUCCAUGAAAUUCUCCAACAGGCUACUCUUGACUAUGACUCGAGGUUGUUUGCUUUCCGGUAGUUUUCAUUGCUCUGUCUUGAGGCUUGAUUGAAGUCCACCCUUCGAUUUCUGGUGACUCCUCUCUUUUCUGCACACCCAGUGCAUAGGUGUAUUCAAUUUGCUCUCCAGUUUCUGUGGAAGGUUUGGUAAAAGUAUGCCCGUUUCCUUUCGGGAGGGUCAGCCCGACGCGUUACGAGCCCCAGGCUCGGGGGGGGCUGGUCCGCAGGCCUCACAUGUCCGUACUUGGGAGAAGUUUAGAGCUGAGCAAGGUCCGGCUCCGGGUUCAGUAGUCAAGAUUUCCCAUCUGAGAGUUUUCGCGUCAUAUUUGCUGACGCAGCCGGGCGGUGGAUAUUCUAGCACUAACGCCUACCUCGAUUCCGUGGUAGCAGUGGAGUCGGAGAGGGGGAGCAUCCGUAAUGUUCUCUUCGAGAGACAGCUGCGAGGCCUAAAGAGAGCAGUUACGCGGUACCUCAAAAGCCGCCAGAUGCUUCCGAAGAAAGCAUGCCCACUUCAUACGGCGGGGCUUGGGCACUUGUCAAGCAGGGAGCGCGAAAUAGUAGUAGUUGGGUGCGCUUUGGGGCUCCGGGCAGAUACUCUGUGCCACAUUUCCCGCCGGCAGGUUUUUCUCACGGGCAUUAAGAAGGCCAAGCGUUUUGUCGUGCAGGGGGUACAGCUACAAGUUAGGAAAGACAAGACAACGCAGUUCCGCCGGGUAGAGCUCAAGCGCAGCUGUGGUUAUCCGGGCAUCAAUUGCUGCCCGAUUUGUGAGGUGGCAGACUGGGCUACGCUUUUUCCGAUUUCCCGAGCGGAAAUAGUGACCGCGACGAAGGCGCUUGAUUCUACCCCGCAUGGGCUUCGCAGAACUUGCGCCCUGGCAGCCCGUACUGCAAUGGCGAAAAUGUCAACGAAGAAACAGGAGAAAGCGCGCAAGGAGUGCAAUUUCCGACAAGGUUGGUCGGACGCUUCGGGGACAUUUUUCGACUACUCUGAGGAUUUUGAAAGACACAAAGAUGGGGA